GCGAGGGGCUUGGGGGUCGACCUGGUGCUCCAGCACAACGACCUCUAUGGCGCUGAUAUCAACAUGGGAGGACACGUGGUGCCCAUCGUGGUUCAGAAAGAAGGAUCUCGAGAGUUCGAACUCAACGAAGAGGCCCUCAUGAGCGUCUUACACAGACCUGAAGUGCGCGAUACUGCCCUCUGCGUGGUGUCUAUUGCAGGGGCCUUCAGGAAGGGCAAGAGCUUCUUCAUGAAUUGUCUCCUGAAAUACUGCAUGAAUAAAGGCUCACCAGACUGGCUGGGUGAGCAACUGCAGCCAAUUGGAGGCUUCGUCUGGAGGGCAGGUAUGGAGAGAGAGACCACCGGGAUAUCUAUCUGGAGCGAGCCUUUCCUCUUCACUAAAUCAACGGGCGAAAAAGUUGCUGUGAUCCUAAUGGACACCCAAGGCACUUUUGAUUUGGAAACGUCGGCACAGGAAUCCACGUUCAUAUUCGCCCUGACUCUGCUGGCCUCUUCUGUCACUGUCUACAACCUGAUGAACCAGAUCCAGGAGGACGACCUCAUGAACCUCCAAACUUUCAGCUCAUAUGGCGUCCUGGCUCAGGAAAAUAGUCAUGGCACGCGUUCAUUUCAGAAGCUGAUAUUCCUCGUGCGCGACUGGAGUCAUAGCUUCGAGCAUGAUUUCGGUCACGAGGAAGGCAAAAAUGUGCUGGAAAAAGUGCUAAAGGUAAAGGAGGAACAGGAGCCGGGCAAGCAGAGGUUGAGACAAGGCCUCCGUCAGAGUUUUGAGGAGCUGGAGUGCUACCUCAUGCCCCAUAUCGGCACUAGCGCCUUGAGGGACCGCAACUUCAAGGGGCACCUUGAACAGUUAGCCCCGUUAUUCGUGGAGCACCUAAAGCUGCUGGUGCCUCGCCUGCUGGCGCCUGAGAACCUCGUGGUGAAGCGAUCAUGUGUGACGCUGGGGAUGCCCGCCACGGCAGACGAGCUGGUGGAGCUGUUCAGAACCUUCAUAAAAUUCUUCAAUGAUGGAAAACUGGUUCAGGCUACAAGCAUGGUUGAGCUGAUAUCACGUAUGGCAAGCGAGGCAGCUCGCAAAAGAGCCCUUGAUGUCUACAGGGAAGCCAUGGACUCGAUAAGCAAUCCCGAUGGGGAAGAUCUUCAAGCGGCAGUUCUGGUUGAACACCACUUCGCGUCUAGAGAAAAAGCCCUUGCAGUUUACGCCAAGGAGAACCCGUACGCCAAAAACUGCGCCGUAUUCCCAAUUGCUGAUGAAAUAAGAGAAGAACUCAAGUCGGAAAUGGAAGAGAUGAUCGUGGUCACCAUCAGGACCAAUGAAGAAGAGCAGAAGGCGCGCUCAAGCUGCGCUGCCGCCAGCAAAAAAGCUAAGAAGGCCUACGAGAAGGCCAUGUCCCCAAUAAACUGCCCCCCUGGGGACGCUCUUGGCGCCUCCAGUGUUCUGAAACUUCACGCAGAUUCAAAGGACCAAGCCAUGGCAGUCUACGAUGAGCUAACCCAACACAUCGUCAAGACAGAACUGUUAUCUCUUCGGAAUGAAAUUAGAGCUCAGCUUGAGGUGGAUAUCGAAAAGGAGAAAACCCACUACGUCAUUUUGAAUGGCCGCGCACAGCAGGUGCGCUCAUGCAGCGAAAGGGCCUACACGGAAGCAGUGAAGGCUUAUGUAGAUAGCUUUACCAAGGCCCACCCCAAAAUAUCAUCCAGCGAUAUUUCUGUAUUAGACAAGAGCUACUAUAAGUUCAAGAAUGAAGCCCUCUGUUUCUACACUCAGAUGAAUAAAGGAAACGAAAAUAUUCCGAUAGUGAAGAAAUUUAGAGACCAACUUGAGAAAGAGAUCAACAUGAUUCACUACGACACGGCUUUGAAAAUCAACAAUGAAUCAAGCUGUUCAACUCUUUAGCAAUAUCCCAAACGCUAAAGGAACAAUGGCCAAGUUGACAAAAGUUAUUGACAGAAAUUAGGGACAUUAAUAGCCAGCACAGUUGAACGUGGCACCUAAUCUGUCACUUUAACCUCGGUUCAUUAAUAUAAAUUUUUCAAAUUGGUUGAGCAAAGAAGCCCACCCAUGUUGCGAAUUUUGGCGGUAAGAUGCGAUAAAUUUGCAACGGCGCCCACAGCUGCACGCCCAUCGAGGGCAGCAGCCGGUAAGGCGGCGCCCCAUGGGCCACAGCCUCUUCUUGGUUCACCGUUUGGUCCAACUUCCCCGGACUGAAAUAUUCCUCGAGGACGGCCCGCACCAGCGGCACGCGUGUGGAACCCCCGACCAGCACAACCUUGUCGAUCUCAUCUUUGGUUAAUGAUUUCUGAGAGAUAAGACGAUCGAUAGAGAGCGUUAUUUCAUGCCUGAUAUCACGGGAAAUGAGUGAAUUGAAUUCUUUUCUCAUUAUGAUGAGGUUUACGUCGGUGCUGCCAAAAAUACCAUCAAGGCUCAAACGAGCCUCCGGAAGCAAAGUCAGAGUUUUCUUGGAUUAUCACACGCAAUGCGCAGUCGUUCCAGCUGCUUCUUAUCCUUUACUGUGUAUUUAUAUUUUUACUGAAUUAGAGUCGCACAAUGGGCAACCAAGGCCUCAUCUAUGUCACGACCACCAAGGUUGGGGUUGUUGAAAAUAGUAUAGUUUUAAGGUUCUCGUUAUAAAUUAAAUUUAAGCUUUCAUUGAGUCCGUUAAUAACCUAAGCUAAAACUAGACUUAAAACUAUAAUUUUCGCUCUACAAUAAUAAAUUUCAGUCCCGAGUUACAUUUAAACUAUAAUAAUUGCCUGGCACCACCUUAGCGAUUUUGAGGUAUUAGAGACUUGCAGUUUCGGGAUUCCUGUUGAAUGGAACCAAACUUCAAGUCAAUCGGCUACCCAUCUACAGUCUUCUUUAGCACCUCAUCCUGUGACCAGUUCCACCUGCAGCCGUCGAUUUGUUAUCAGUGUAUCCCAGGACGCUGUGACCGGAGUUACGGUACUGCUUCGUCGUCGCACGUGAUGGGAGUCAUGAGGGGCUAAGAUCUCCACGUCCGUAUGUUCUCCUGAGCCCCAGUUGGACCACUCACCUGCUGCAGCCGACUGCACCAGCUUCAGUCUUUUGUGGACCACGGUACCACUUAGUCGUGCGGGCGUGUGCCAGACAGUUUCAGAGACUGACAUAGCUAAACUCUGCCCUCUGACCUCAAACUAGAAUAAAGGUGU
This is a messenger RNA of Hyalella azteca, 3167 nucleotides long. RefSeq names its product atlastin-1. The record is from RefSeq and is a predicted model, not a curated record. The transcript is spliced from 12 exons. Gene Ontology annotation, molecular function: GTP binding; GTPase activity. The coding region runs from base 64 to 1893 and encodes 609 amino acids. NCBI's taxonomy places the organism in Eukaryota, Metazoa, Arthropoda, Malacostraca, Amphipoda, Hyalellidae. Gene Ontology annotation, biological process: endoplasmic reticulum organization; protein homooligomerization.